This is a messenger RNA of Asterias rubens (European starfish), 3760 nucleotides long. RefSeq names its product bifunctional UDP-N-acetylglucosamine 2-epimerase/N-acetylmannosamine kinase-like. The transcript is spliced from 13 exons. The record is from RefSeq and is a predicted model, not a curated record. Gene Ontology annotation, molecular function: N-acylmannosamine kinase activity; hydrolase activity, hydrolyzing O-glycosyl compounds; UDP-N-acetylglucosamine 2-epimerase activity. Lineage: Eukaryota; Metazoa; Echinodermata; Asteroidea; Forcipulatida; Asteriidae. Gene Ontology annotation, biological process: UDP-N-acetylglucosamine metabolic process. The coding region runs from base 231 to 2582 and encodes 783 amino acids.
CCCAGCAUCGCAAUACGUGAAUGUGUGAUGGGGAAAUUCUGAUACAAAAUCCGGUUCCAUAAUUCAUAAAUGGACAGUUUAUCUGACGGAACUCGAUGGUACGCAGUCCAAACUGUGAACUUGUAUUCGUGGUGUAGACCAUCAUCAUUCCCUAAUUAUCCAUCGGUCUUUGUGAGCAGCGGUUCGAGUGGUUUGCCUGCCCGGGUUGUGUGCAGAUUUGACGGACGAUAAUGCCAGUGUUUGGUGGGUCAUUGGAAGGCAGUCGUGUCAGCAGUAGGCAUAAGAAAGAUCCUCACGAUUUUGAUAACAUCCAUUCCAAUCUGCUACAAAGGAAUCUGAAGCAUGUGCUGAACCCGCAAGACAACAGUAUGGAACCAACAGCAGCAAAGCGUGCAAACUGCGUCAGUGUAGAGAGUAACAAUGCUACAUCUGAAGCUUAUAAGAUGCGUAUCUGCGUGGCGACGUGUAACCGUGCCGACUACUCCAAGCUUGCGCCCAUAAUGCAAGCCGUCAAGAAGGAUGAGGAACUGGAGUUAUCAGUCAUAGUCCUUGGAUGUCAUCUUAUUGAUGAUUAUGGGUCAACCUAUCGUUACAUCGAGCAGGAUGGCAUAUACAUUGACAGUCGUCUUCAUACUAUCGUUAGAGGUGAGGAUGAGGCAGCUAUGGUAGAGUCUGUCGGCCUAGCCAUGGUUAAACUCCCCGAUGUCCUACUUCGUCUCAAACCAGACGUCUUAAUCAUACACGGUGACCGCUUUGAUGCCUUGUCCCUCGCUGCCUCUGCCGCCCUCAUGAACAUUCGUAUAGUGCACGUGGAAGGUGGAGAAAUCAGCGGAACAAUCGACGACAUGAUCCGCCAUUCAAUCACCAAGCUGGCUCACUACCAUGUCUGCUGCACCGAGCGGGCGCACAGCCGGCUGCUGGCAAUGUGUGAAGACAACACGGCCAUCUUGCUCGCCGGUUGCACGUCGUAUGAUAAACUCUUGAACACCGACUCCACCAAUAGCUCAGCUGUGAUUCAGAAGUGGGUGCCGUUGGACGGACAGCCGCACGAGUACAUUGUGGCCUUGCAGCAUCCAGUCACUACCAACAUCAAACAUUCCUUGAAGAUGUUCGGGCUGAUGAUUGAUGCCCUGCUGGAUUUCGGCAAGAAAGUCAUCAUUCUCUUUCCAAAUAUUGAUGCUGGAAGUAAAGAAAUGACACGAGUGAUGCGACUAAAAGGUGUUGAACAUCAUCCGGACUUCAAGACCGCCAAGCAUAUACCAUUUGAGGAGUUCAUCGUUCUUGUGGCUAAUGCUGGCUGCAUGAUCGGUAACAGCAGUGCUGGGAUAAGGGAGGCCGGAGCGUUCGGCACUCCAGUUAUUAAUCUCGGGUCGAGGCAGACAGGCAGAGAAACUGGUGAGAAUGUACUGCAUUGUAGAGAGGCAGACACCACUCAGAAGAUAAUCCAUGCCCUUGAUAUUCAGUACCAGAAACAGUACCCACCGUCGUACAUUUAUGGAGACGGCCAUGCAAUUCCAAGGAUCAUGAAGUUCCUCAAGUCCAUUGACAUCACCUGCGAGACCCAGAAGUCAUUUGUAUUCCCACCCAUGCCUGCGAGUCAUAGUCGGGAUAUAGACCACAUAUUGGAGACGCAGAGCGCCCUCGCUGUUGACCUUGGGGGCACGCAUCUCAGGGUGGCCCUUGUUGACAAUCAUGGGACAAUACUUAUUCAAGAAUCUAGUGCCACCCCUGCAUCAAAUGAAGAGCGGAUGACGCGUCUGUUAGAGAUGCUGAUGAAUAUAUCCCAGAAGGCAAUAUCUCUCAACUGUAGAGUACUGGGAGUGGGUAUCAGCACAGGGGGCAGAGUGGAUCCUAGCCAGGGAGUUGUCAAACAUUCCACUAAGGCACUGGAAGGUUGGUCGGAGAUUGAUCUUCGGACACCAAUAUCGAGCUUGUUGCAUCUGCCUGUGUGGGUCGAUAACGAUGGCAACUGCGCUGCUCUAGGGGUGCGGGCCUUCGGCUGCGGCAAGGGUAUCGAUGACUUUGUUACCAUAGCAACUGGAACUGGAAUCGGUGGAGGUGUUGUACUCGGCGGGAAACUGAUUCACGGGACAAAUUUCUGCGCAGCUGAGUUGGGUCACACCAAGGUGUCGUUAGGGGGUCCAGUGUGCCAGUGUGGAGGGACAGGAUGUGUUGAAGCGUACAGCUCUGGUUUGGCACUCCAGAAGGAAGCACAGAGGCUACAUGCAGAUGGCGCUCUGGGUCAAGGAGAUGGCUUGAUUGAGAAUGAUCAGCCAGUAUCCGCUAAGCAUCUUAUUGAUGCUGCCAAGAACGGAAACAAUGAUGCCCAGGAGAUCCUCAAUAGGGGAGCUAAAGCCAUCGGUGCCCUCGUGGUGAACCUAGUGCACAUCCUGAACCCCUCAAUGGUCGUACUAUGUGGUGUCUUGGCACCAGUCUAUUUCGAGACAGUCCGCAACGUCGUCAGGAAAGAUACCCUCCCGUCUGCAUCCAAUCUGGACGUCAGGGCCUCGUCCCUCCAGGAACCAGCCCUUCUAGGAGCAGCUAGUCUGGUCCUGGAGUAUGCUACUCGGAGGACAUACUAACUUGUCAUUCUUGCUAUCCCAGUUUGGGUACACUGUUACCCUGAUUGAUCCCGCCUCUCCUAUUGAAGAUAUCAUUGUUCUGAACCAGUAUCCCAAUUGGGUAUACCGUUACCCCGAUUGAUCUCACUUCUCCAAUCAGAGAUACCACUGUUUCCAAUCAGUAUCCCAAAUGGGGUUUACUGUUACAAAAAGUAGAAGCCUCUGCUCCCCAUAGAGAUACCAUUGUUCCCAAUUGGGACAUACUGUUUUCAUGACUGAUCCGACUUCUCCCAUGGGAUACCAAUUUUCCCAAUAAUUACCCCAAUUGUGAUAACUUUUAUCCCGAUUGGUCGAGCUUCUCCCAUUAGGGAUACCAUUGUUUAUGGAAACAGUUUAGGGUAAACUCUGUAGAGAAAGAACAAGAGGUCUUGUCAUUCUGGAUCUAUUGUUGUAUUAUUAAUGAAAUUAUUUUAUGAUAAUUAAAUCCAUGAGGUAAGCCCAGUUCAAACUUCGCGAAUGCGAAUGAAAAUGCGAUACAAAUUUUGACUGCACCAAUUAACAGCGAAUAAUUCACAUCAGUUGAAAUGUGUUCAACUCCUGCAAAAAAUGUUUUGCGUUCUCAUUCGCAGGACGAAUGAACCGGGCUUUACCACGGUUGUACAUGUUCAAUAUGAAUACAUAUAUUCAGGACCAGUAUUUGAAAUCUAAUCCCAUGAAUUUAAACAAACACUAACUUUAUCCACCCAUGUUUGCAUCCAUCCACUUUCUUGUAAGUCGUCGGGUUGGUUUAUUGUGAAUGUAAUCAACCAAAGAUUUUAUCUAUAUUACCAAUGUAUUAUAUAAUGUAUUUUAUUGAUGUAAUUAAAAUGAGAUGAAUGUGUGCUAGCUGUACGACUAGUUCUAUAUUGAAAUAUUGUUGACAGGGGUGGGGAGACGGCAGAAAACUUGAACCCCUUAUAAACAGGUACCAGGCACAAGCAGUGUUCAUUACUGAUGGCUAAUAGCUGGUAAACGGUUUCUGUCUAUCAAGAUUGUGCACUGGGUUCAAUACCUCACACAGAACAUUUCACACUUGCAACCAAGCUACAAUCCCGGCCGCAUCUCAUUGGGCCCCCAUGCCACCUUUCAGUAUUGGCUAUCCUUGCGCGGUCUUUGGCGCUCCCAGCAACAUUGAGGGGGGGGGGGGGGGGGGUAGAAUG